Cimex lectularius (bed bug) is the source of this 2826-nucleotide messenger RNA. Its product is annotated as xenotropic and polytropic retrovirus receptor 1 homolog. Gene Ontology annotation, cellular component: cytoplasm; plasma membrane; Golgi apparatus. The transcript has 13 exons. The record is from RefSeq and is a predicted model, not a curated record. Gene Ontology annotation, biological process: cellular response to phosphate starvation; phosphate ion transport. The coding region runs from base 189 to 2294 and encodes 701 amino acids. Gene Ontology annotation, molecular function: inositol hexakisphosphate binding. Lineage: Eukaryota; Metazoa; Arthropoda; Insecta; Hemiptera; Cimicidae.
AAUCAGGGAAAUCCCUUCCGUUUCUUAUCACCGCGUCCUUGGAGGUUACACAUUCAAUCACUGUUACAACUUUUAUUUUCAAAUGGGGCAAAAUGAACUGCACGAAAUCCAUGAUUUAAUCGUCCUUUAUAUUAUUUCACGGCUGUUUUUCUCUCUUCGAAGUCUUCGGCAUUCUUCACAGACCAGAUAUGAAAUUUACAGAACAUUUGAUUGCCCACAUCACGCCGGAAUGGAGAAAACAGUACGUCAAUUACGAGGAAAUGAAGCAAAUGCUGUAUGCAGCUGUAGAGACAGCCCCUUCAGCAGAACUUGUGGAACCUGAAGUUUUGACACGAUACUUUGCUAAAUUCGAUGAACGUUUUUUCCAUUAUUGUGAUAAGGAAUUAGCAAAGAUAAACACAUUUUUUUCUGAAAAAUUAGCCGAGGCGACUAGAAGAUAUGCAAGCUUAAAGAGCGAACUGAGUGAAGCCAUUGAAUCUGAAUACCAAGGAAAGAAGAAAGAAGGACAGAGGAAAAUGAUGUUAGGCAGGGUCGAUUUACCCGUGCGGAAGCAGCAAGAUUUGAAAUUGGCAUUUAGCGAGUUUUACCUUAGUCUGAUCCUAUUGCAGAAUUACCAAAAUCUCAAUUUUACAGGGUUUAGAAAAAUAUUGAAGAAACACGAUAAGUUAUUAAAUGUAGAUUACGGGGCUCGUUGGCACAACGAGCAUGUGGUAACUUCUCAUUUCCACACCAACAAAGAUAUUUCACGACUGAUAGCAGAAACCGAGUCAACAGUGACAAAUGAUCUGGAAGGUGGAGAUCGUCAGAGGGCGAUGAAACGUCUUCGAGUCCCUCCUCUCGGUGAAAAACAAAGCCCAUGGACGACUUUCAAAGUUGGCUUAUUUUCUGGAUCGUUUAUUGUUUUAAUAUGUGUUGUAAUUUUAUCUGGUUUAUUUCAUCCAGACACAAAAGGCGACUGGAGAGUAUCAAUUAGACUUUUUAGAUGUCCUUUACUUUUAGUGGAAUUUAUAUUUUUAAUGGGAGUCAACGUUUACGGUUGGAGGUCGUCGGGUGUAAACCAUGUCCUUAUAUUUGAAUUAGACCCGAGAAAUCAUCUGUCAGAGCAACAUAUCAUGGAAGUGGCGGCAAUUUUCGGAGUAAUCUGGACUUUAAGCGUAUUGAGUUUUAUUUAUGCAGAAGCGUUGGGCAUUCCGGCUUUUGUAAAUCCUUUAGUCUUGAUGGGCAUCAUGGUCGCCUUUCUGCUUAAUCCGACUAAGACUUUUAGGCACGAAGCUAGAUUUUGGGUUCUGAGGGUUUUGGGAAGGAUUUUUGCAUCGCCAUUUUUCUACGUCGGCUUUGCUGACUUUUGGUUGGCUGAUCAGCUUACAAGCCUUGUUCCUGCAUUGGUCGAUCUAGGAUUUUUCGCUUGUUUUUAUAUAAAACUAGAUGAUUGGUAUAGAGUCGGAGAAACGUCAGGCUCAGUUUGUAUAUCUAAGUACCACCACAUUCGCCUUGUGAUAGCUUGUCUUCCAUCAUGGUUCCGCUUUGCUCAAUGCCUGAGACGUUACAGAGAUACUAAGGAAAAAUUUCCCCAUUUGGCAAAUGCCGUAAAAUACGCUACGUCUUUUUUCGUUAUUAUAUUUUCCCACUUGUACCUACUGACAAGCCAUCAAACAGAGUCUAUUGGUAUUGCGGCAAACCCUUAUUUUUAUUUGUGGAUAUUCGCCUCAAUGGUCAGCACAAGUUACUCCUAUACUUGGGACAUUAAAAUGGAUUGGGGUCUUUUCGACAAGAAAUGCGGCGAUAAUAAGUUUCUUAGGGAAGAAGUUGUUUAUUCAUCAAAUUGGUAUUAUUAUUUUGCAAUUAUUGAAGAUCUCAUUUUAAGAUUCGGCUGGGUCCUUUCUAUGUCACUUACAGAAAUGGGCUACAUCCAUUCUGAACUUAUGGUAGCAAUAUUAGCGCCGCUUGAAGUUUUCAGAAGAUUUGUCUGGAACUUCUUCCGACUUGAAAAUGAACAUUUGAACAAUUGCGGUAAAUUUAGAGCAGUGCGCGACAUUUCGGUCGCGCCUAUGGACACAUCGGAUCAAGCUGUCAUACUGCGUAUGAUGGACAGCGCAGAAGGAGUAUUUAAUAGGCAUAAAAAGAAAGGGAAAAAUAAAGAUACCAAACUACUUUUAGAAGCGGACGAAUCAAAUGAUGAGAAAAGAAAUUCUAAAAGGGGAAUCUUCCGGAAGAAUUUGUAUUGCUCUAAUCAGCAAAUAAUAAUCGGUCUACGAACAUUUACCACACUGGUUUUUGCACCGAGACCAUUUUGAAGAACGCCUUACAGCAAGAAAUAAACUUUUAAACAUCCGACGGAGAAAUAUCUAUUCGUGAUGUAUCGAAUCUCAGGUUUAUUUUUGUUUUGUUUUUCACUUUGGACCCAGGUUUUGUGCGUCCAAAGCCAGGCAAAAGAAAGACAAGACUCAAAGUCAUGAAAUUUCUACCAGAUGAUUAUGAACAUUCAGAAGUAACAAAUCAUCAAUUUUAUUAUUUCUUAAAUGCAAAAAUAAGGAAUAUCAGGAAAUUAAGAGAGAAAAAAAAUAGAGGCAAAUAGUUUGUAAUUUUUAGAUGGCAAAGUUCAUAUCUGCUUUAAUUUUUUUCUUUUUGUAAUUUAUGUAUAACAUUAAUAUAACCAAGAUGUUUAAUAAUAUUUAGAAGUGUGAAAGUUCAAAGUGUGGAGACUUAACCAUAUAAUUUUUUUUUAAUCAGCAAUAAAUACGAGAUGUUUAAUAUAAACGAUUAACAUGUGCUGAAGUACUAGUCCUUAACACAGCAUUAACAAAAAUACGAACAAAUGUAUCGAAU